AUGUCCCACAAGCCCAUUCGAACCUUGCUCAACGCCAACGAGGAGUGGGCACAGAGCGUAAUAAAGGAUACGCCUGAUUUUUUUGCUCGGUCAGCCACCGGCCAGAAGCCCAAGAUCCUUUGGAUUGGCUGCUCUGACUCGCGAGUACCGGAGUCAGUCAUCACAGCAUCUAAACCUGGCGAUAUCUUCGUGCACAGAAACGUUGCCAACCAAUUCCACCUCCAUGAUGACAGCGCGCUCUCAGUCCUCACAUUUGCUAUCAAAGAAAUUGGCGUCGAACACGUCGUUCUCGUCGGUCACACCAACUGUGGAGGUGCUAUGGCUUGCAUAGAAGCAGCCAAAGACAGAGCCGCUAACCCUGGCUUGUCCACCCCACUUACGCGCUGGCUGAGCCCCCUCACCGCACUCGUUCAAUCCCUCGACCUUUCUGCGUGCUCUGCGAGCGAGGCGCUGAACAAGGUUGUUGAAGCCAAUAUCAUCAAGCAAGUCGACAAUAUCUGCAAGUCGGAGCCUAUUAUCACUGCGUGGGCAGACCCGGAUGCGAAGAAAGUCACUGUACACGGAUGGAUGUACGACCUUGCUGUGGGACGCAUCACAAAGCUCGUCGUCCGGGACGCUCAAGCGUGA
Molecule: messenger RNA, 627 nt
Organism: Suillus subaureus
Lineage: Eukaryota; Fungi; Basidiomycota; Agaricomycetes; Boletales; Suillaceae
Product: carbonic anhydrase
Exons: 4
Coding region: 1-627 (208 amino acids)
Biological process (GO): cellular response to carbon dioxide; cellular response to oxidative stress
Molecular function (GO): carbonate dehydratase activity; zinc ion binding
Source: RefSeq, a predicted model, not a curated record